AUGGGUGAAAGGGGCCCAGAGCAGUGGCUAGAGCAAAUCAAAAAAUGUGUUGCUUUGUCGGAACCAGACAUGAAGCAGUUGUGUGAACUAGUUAAGGAACUUCUUAUGGAGGAGUCUAAUAUUCAACCUGUUCAAUCACCUGUUACUGUGUGCGGUGAUAUUCACGGUCAGUUCCACGAUUUAUUAGAAUUGUUCAGAGUUGCAGGUGGUUUGCCAUCUAAAGAUAAUAAUACCAGCUAUGUCUUUUUAGGUGAUUAUGUCGAUAGAGGUUACUUUUCGCUAGAAACAUUCACUCUUUUGAUGGUGCUUAAAGUGAUGUUUCCCCAUAGAAUUACUUUAGUAAGAGGAAAUCAUGAGUCUAGGCAAAUUACCCAGGUUUACGGGUUCUACGAAGAGUGUUUAACCAAAUAUGGCUCUACUACUGUCUGGAAGUAUUGUUGUCAAGUUUUUGACUUUUUGACCUUAGCUGCUAUCAUAGAUGGGAAGAUUUUGUGUGUGCAUGGGGGUUUGUCGCCAGAGAUAAGAAUGCUAGACCAAAUCAGAGUCUUGAGUAGAGCUCAGGAGGUGCCUCAUGAAGGAGGUUUCUGUGAUUUGGUUUGGUCUGAUCCCGACAAUGUUGAUACUUGGGCUGUUUCUCCGAGAGGUGCCGGAUGGUUGUUUGGUGCUAAAGUAAGCAGAGAGUUCAAUCAUAUAAAUAACUUAGGUUUAAUCGCUAGAGCACAUCAGUUGGUAAUGGAAGGUUUUCGAUAUCAUUUCAAGGAAAAGGAUGUUGUAACUGUGUGGUCGGCACCCAACUAUUGCUAUAGAUGCGGAAAUGUUGCCAGUGUGAUGCAUAUGGAUGAUGACUUGGAACCAAAUUUUAAGAUAUUUAGUGCGGUUCAAGAUGGUGACUUGACUGUUAAAAGUAAUCCUAAUAAGCAACAAAGAAGCGACUACUUUUUGUAA
Molecule: messenger RNA, 945 nt
Organism: Priceomyces carsonii
Lineage: Eukaryota; Fungi; Ascomycota; Pichiomycetes; Serinales; Debaryomycetaceae
Gene: SIT4
Product: type 2A-related serine/threonine-protein phosphatase
Exons: 1
Coding region: 1-945 (314 amino acids)
Biological process (GO): G1/S transition of mitotic cell cycle
Cellular component (GO): cytoplasm
Molecular function (GO): protein serine/threonine phosphatase activity
Source: RefSeq, a predicted model, not a curated record